Messenger RNA from Fusarium sp. VM40, 1203 nucleotides. The record is from the annotation of a GenBank genome assembly. NCBI's taxonomy places the organism in Eukaryota, Fungi, Ascomycota, Sordariomycetes, Hypocreales, Nectriaceae.
AUGGUUUUUCAGAUUGGAGAUCUUCUCGCCCAGAUCAGCGGCGGUGACGAGGGGUCGGCCCCUUCCCCCACAACGAGCCUGUCUCGAUCGAACACGUUACCCAAGAGGAAAGCUGACGAUGACCCUCGAUCGAGUAUUUCCAAGGCGCCUCGAGUCACCACCUUAUCUACCACCGUGGGGCCACGAACAACACAGUCUCCCACUACAUCAUCAAGACCAGCCCUUCCAUCAAGGCCCUCUGACAGACCGACACCCUCACAACGGCCUUCAAAUCCGACAAAUGGAAACAGUAAACCUACUGUCCUGUCUUCCAGACCGAUGAACGGGGGUAACCGGGUCUCUAAACCCGUUGCCCCCAGCAGACCAUCCCCUGGACCCUCGAACGCACCUCCUGCACCUCGUGGUGCUCCACCGAAAAAGGGCUCCUUCGCUGAAAUUCUUGCCCGUGCUCAGAAGGCACAGGCAUCGAUGGGUCAGGUUGGUAAGAUCCAACACAAGAAGGUUGAGGGUGGUACUAUCAAGAAGGGCAAGGAUGAACCACCGCCGCCUGCAAAGAUUGAUCCUCGGACAGUCAAGAACCUGAAGCAACGCCCAUCACCUGCCGCUACAGGCUAUGCUGGCACGGCGAAGUCAGGCCAACGGAAUGGCAUGCCCGUUUCCGGAGCCGGUAAAGAUACACGUAAUGGUAGACCCCUCCCUCCCUCAAAAGCAGAUCGGGGCAGGAUGACUGGCGGCAAGCUACCUGGAGGUAGAGCUGCACCACCCGAGGAAGAACCCAAGAAGGUUAAGAAGGCGGCCGUGGCAACAACAGGAUAUACUGGCACUGCCAGACCUAGACCGGGCAGUGACGCUCCCAAAAAGAAGGACGCUUCUCGUGGUGGAGCGCUACUCAGUGCACCACGAGCCCCCCGCCCAGCACAUUCAAAGUCACGCUAUGAGGAUGACUAUGAUGAGGAGUUGGAUGACUUUAUUGACUAUGACGACGAAGAAGAUGACGGCGGCGGUCCACGAUAUGAUUAUGCCUCCGACGCGUCUUCAGAUAUGGAGGCAGGCUUGGAUGACAUUGAUGUCGAAGAGCGACGAGCAGAACAGAUCGCUCGACGUGAAGAUAUCGAGCAGGAACGUCUUGAGAGAGAACACAAGGCUAGCAAAGAGGCCCGUAAGCGUCAGGCUCUAGAAGCUCUUCGAGGUCGACGCCGAUGA